Messenger RNA from Bicyclus anynana (squinting bush brown), 1251 nucleotides. RefSeq names its product odorant receptor 13a-like. The record is from RefSeq and is a predicted model, not a curated record. NCBI's taxonomy places the organism in Eukaryota, Metazoa, Arthropoda, Insecta, Lepidoptera, Nymphalidae. Gene Ontology annotation, molecular function: odorant binding; olfactory receptor activity. Gene Ontology annotation, biological process: sensory perception of smell; detection of chemical stimulus involved in sensory perception of smell. The transcript has 9 exons. The coding region runs from base 1 to 1251 and encodes 416 amino acids. Gene Ontology annotation, cellular component: plasma membrane.
AUGGGCGCACUGAACUAUGUAUGGAGGAAGCUUACCAAUACAAACGCUAUGCAGUUGGCUAGUGGAAAAUUCGAAAUAGAUUUUUUCGAAUCUGUGUACAGACUUAUUUAUUUCGUAGGUCUUUCUUCUUCGGACUUUAGUGUACCGUAUCUCAUAUACAGUGUGGUGGUGAAGACGUCGCUUGUUCUGUUGGUGUUUUGCGAGCUUUGGCACUUGUUCACUGUGAGAUGGACUAUCGACGGUAUUACAAAUAGCACGAAUGUUAUACUCAUUCAAAUAGGUGCUUACUACAGAUACAAGGUCAUGAGCAUAAACAAGGAUAUAUUUAAGGACCUUGCAUCAUCUAUGGAAUCUCGAGAUUUCGACCAAUCUACUAGUCAGAGAAGAGAGAUACUUUCAGUUUGGCAAAAGAGAAACGAAUCGUCUUUAAAACUACUUUUGUCUCUAGGAACUUGUACCCUUAUGGCGUGGUUUACAUACCCUCUGAUGGAUGACUUGGAUUAUAAUCUAAUGUUGGAACUUCGACUGCCGUUUGACUAUAAAACCCCGGCGCUGUACCCCUAUGUUUAUAUGGCAAACGUUUUAUCUCUGUUUUACAUCUCGUAUUUCGUGAUGUCCACUGACCUGGUCAUGCAGUCACAUUUAAUGCACCUGCUCUGCCAGUUCGCAGUACUGAAUGAUUGUUUUAAAAACAUCCUCACUGAUUGUAAGAUGAUUCUCAAUGAUGAACGUUUGGACCUGAAAUCUGUGCAUUUAAACGUUAAGUUCAGAAAAGAAUACAUCAAAAGACUUAGAAAGUUGGUAAAUCAACACGUGUUUAUUUUAAACAACACGUUGAGGCUGCGUGACGUCAUGAGUGUGCCUAUGUUGGCGCAGCUGGUCUGCAGCACGGUGCUUAUUUGCUCUAUCGGUUUCCAAGUUGCAACAUCCGUGAACGUUAACUUGACUAAAUGGCUCAUGAGCGUGUUCUAUUUGGGGUACAACAUGUUCGUCCAAUACGUCAUUUGCAGAUGGUGCGAGGAAAUAAAAAUUCAGAGUGAGGGGAUCGGCGAAGCAGUGUAUUGCUCCGGCUGGGAAAAUGGAAUAGUGAUGGUACCGGGAGUGAGAACCUCGAUACUGUUGAUCCUGGCGCGCGCCAACAAGCCAGUGCGGCUUUCUGCUGGAGGAAUGUACGACCUUUCCUUGGAGGCGUAUGCUACUGUGGUGAAAGCGUCUUACACUGCCCUGACUGUUCUACUUCGGUUCCGUUAA